AUGAGUAAUAAUCCAGAGGAUUAUCAGCAAAUAUUACUAUUACCCGAGGAUUUCAAUGCGGCAACAUCCACGAUCACGACGCCGCCUGUGAAGACCAGAACACUAUCAUUGUACCAUCCAUCGUUGACCUCAGGAAAACCAUCUCUUCAAUUGUUAAUAAAUAAUGACAAAGUAUACUAUUUUGAUCAAUAUACAUUCCGUAGCAAAUAUCUAGUGGAUGCAAGCCGUUCGGGCCCACGUCGUCUUGUUACCUCUAAGGACACAUCGCCACAAGAGGUGACUUCUGCAAGAUCUGUGUUUGUCUUCAAUUCAGAAUCUCGUCAGGAUGGGUUGGUUCUAUCUCAGGAUACGCUAAAAUUGCUACUAACGUACGAUAUCACAUACAGUCUAAUUUCAGCGUAUUGCAAAGCACAAAGGGAUUCCAUGACAUCAAAUGAGAAAGAUUACCUGACCAAUACAACACCAUCUUCAAUACAAAGCAAAAAUACCGGUGAGAGUGAUAGAUUUCUGACUAUUAGAGAUUAUCAAGAUAUGUUGAUAGAACAAGACAGUCCCGAAUGGAACGAGAUACCGACGUCAAUUAUAGAGAGUAAGUUAUGUUCAAUAAGUGAACAAAUCACUGAGUGUGAUGAAUCGUAUUAUAAAGUUACUUUAUUAUCUAUCUUAAAACAUUUAAUCAACCAAAAAAUUUGUAAAAUGUAUUCAUCAUUUCCCAAAUCAAUUCCAAUACCAAGUCAGUGGCCUGGCGAUCUCCAAAAUUGCAUGAAAAUCAUUAGAUGUUGUCAGUUAUUAAUAUCUUUAUUACCUCAAAGAAUAUAUCACGCAUUGACACAAGAAGAUACUAUCACUGUAAUAACUGUUAGUGAUGAAUCAGAGGUUCUAACCAUCAAAAAAUGUUUCACCAAGAUAGAAAAAUAUAAAGAGUCAACCGCAGUCAGUGAACAAGAACGUAAAUUGUUGGCACAGAGCGCUAUGCAAGUAGGAUUAUCCAAUGGUUCAACUGUCAAUGAUGCUGGUAAUAACAAGAUUAAGAAACCUCCAAUCACUAAGAAAAACGUUACCAAGAAAAAAGUUACAGUUGGUAAAGGUGCCAUCGAUGGAUUUUUCAAGAAACGUUAA
Molecule: messenger RNA, 1119 nt
Organism: Maudiozyma barnettii
Lineage: Eukaryota; Fungi; Ascomycota; Saccharomycetes; Saccharomycetales; Saccharomycetaceae
Gene: RNH202
Product: Rnh202p
Exons: 1
Coding region: 1-1119 (372 amino acids)
Source: RefSeq, a predicted model, not a curated record